Molecule: messenger RNA, 1652 nt
Organism: Poecilia latipinna (sailfin molly)
Lineage: Eukaryota; Metazoa; Chordata; Actinopteri; Cyprinodontiformes; Poeciliidae
Gene: hapstr1a
Product: HUWE1 associated protein modifying stress responses a
Exons: 5
Coding region: 236-1111 (291 amino acids)
Source: RefSeq, a predicted model, not a curated record
ACAUAACAUGAUAGUGUGUCAUGUAUAUAUCCCGACGUCGGCAAGUAGAGAAAAAUAGUUAGCUAGGCUUAUCUUCUGAGGUAGUCGGGAGAAGCUGAGGUGCUAAAUUAGUGAACAAAAAGAAAGAAUAUAUAACAGUAUUUAUGACUUUAUUUAUAUAACUCUAUAUAUGCUGUCCAAAUAUUAUCAAAUUAAAACGUUAGAAACGAAUUUCCUCCGAGCUCUCUUGCAUUAAAUGGAGGAGAAGAAGGAAGACGGGGACUCGGAGAUACAGGAACACGGACCGGAGCACUGGUUCUCAAAAUGGGAGCGGCAAUGUUUAGCCGAAGCCGAGACGAUGGACCCGGGCGAGGAAGAGGCCGACAAUGACCAGGAUAAACUCUGGCAUCUCUUCCAGAACUCCGCCACUGCCGUAGCCCAAUUAUACAAAGACAGGGUAUGCCACCAGCAGGGCCUGUCAUUGUGGGUGCCGUUUCAGAAUGCUGCUACUGCAGUAACCAACCUUUACAAAGAAAGUGUUGAAGCCCAUCAGAGAAGUUGUGACCGGGGCAUCCAGAUAGGUCACCAACGGCGUAACAAGGAUAUGCUGGCCUGGGUGAAAAAGCGCCGAAGAACCAUUCGUAGGGAGGAUCUCAUCAGCUUCCUGUGUGGCAAAGCCCCGCCACACAGGAGCAGCAGGACCAACUCUCGGCUGGCCAUGGUGGCCCCCAGCAGGGCCAAUUCCCCGGCUGAGACCGGCUCGUCUGUGGAGACGGACCUGCAGCCCUUCAGGGAGGCCAUAGCUCUGCAUGGCCUGAGCGGCGCCAUGGCGAGCAUUAGCGUGCGCUCCGGCGCUCCGGGUUCCCCGACGCACGUGAGCGGGAGCAGCAGCAACACGGGGAGCGCGAGCGGCGGUGGCGCGUCCUCUGGCUCCGGGCCGGUCUGCCGCAGCAGGCGCAACGGCCUCCAAGACGUCGACCUGAACACUUUCAUUACAGAGGAGAUGGCCCGACAUCUGGACUCUACCGGCGCCACCGCCGCCGGGGGAGGAGGAAACAGGAAGCGCAACUCCACCCAGUGCAGCGAUGUCAUCACGGACUCUCCUACGCACAAACGCAACAGGGUGAUCUGAGCUUUGUGAUUAAGGUGGGAUGAAGUCUUCAAAGCCAGAAUGGACGGACGGACGGAUGGGUCUUUGUAGUACAGAUGUGCUGAUGUACAGACUUCCAAACAUCUGGACUGGAAAUGAAAGUGAGGCCUGAAGGCUCUUGGUUGCAUUUGUUCAUGAAUUGUGUUCCUUGUCUCCUUUUCCAACACUAAGUACAAAUCCACAAUGAGAGCAGUGUGUGUGUGUGUGUUUGUGAGAGAGAGAGAGAGUGUGCAAUUUAGUGGGAAGUUUGGACGGCCUCACACAUUCCUCAGACCAAGCUGCCCUGGAAAGGAGACAAAGAAGGAGGUCACUUACUAAUUCUGGGAUGUCGACGGUUUUCAAUGAGCGGAAAGUACGGCGUGCAGCUCGACGAGCAAAAAGCCACUUAAUCUCUGACACGCGUGUGUGCUUCCCUCCCUCAGUCUGUCAUCCCCACCCAUCACCUUAAUAAGGAAGAGAGGGCCAUGAUCAAACGUCGGACUCGCCAAAAAGAGAAAAAAAUGUCAAAAAAAAAAAAAAAAAA